UAUAAAUACACAUUUUAUGGUCUGUGCGUCACUUUAUUAUUCCCACUCUUUUUCUUACACAUUAAUGUAGUUAAAUAACUCCAAUCUGUAAAAGAGAUUUUCCUGCAGAUCCACUCUAUAUAGUCAUUAUCGUGAUAGAAGAUAACCAUUUGCGCUCUCGAGUGUAUGAUUGCACGGUUUUUUAAAUGAAAGAAAUCUAUAACUUAUAAGAUAAUAUGUCUUCUUGAAAACGAAAUAUAAUAUUUUUUCAUUACAUAACAGUAAAGUAACGCAGUGUUCCAUUAUCAUCUUCCUGUGGAUAAAUUGUUUGUAGAAAACGUGUGUGUCUUGUUUAUUAAAAGGUGAAAUCAUGAGUCAAGAUAAAACAAAUCAUAUCGAAUUGAGUGAAAUAAGUGACAAGUUCACAAAGGAAGUACUGACAGAAAUCCUCUGUAAAGCAAACAAUGGAAAAAAAGUGCAGCUUAUGAAUUGGAGUUUUGGAGAUGGAUUUACCAAAGGUGAUGGUUACAUGUCAACUAUUAACAGAGGCACAAUAUACGGUGUCGUGGACGAUGAUCCGAAGCAAAAUGUGCAAGUGAAUAUUGUUGUCAAGUCCAUCCCGAAAAACGUCGGCAGAAGAAAGACUUUCAGAAAUGCGGAUUUCUUCCGCAAUGAAAUAGCGUUUUAUACGCAAGUAGUUCCAAAAUUUGAGAAGUUUUUGGCUGAAAGAGGACAAAGCGAUAUGCUACGCAUACCACGUCACCUGGUCUCUUACUUGGAUGGCGAGAACGAUUUUAUCGUUUUGGAAGAUGUCUCUCCUUUGGGAUACGGACCAGCGUCUCGCCAGAACUGUAUAAACUUUGCAGAGUGCACUACGAUUCUGAAAACAUUGGCAAAAUUUCAUUCGAUUUCUUUUGCGUAUAGAGAUCAGAAGAAGGAAGAGUUCGAACAGAUUGCAAAUUGUGUGGAAGAAACCUAUUAUUGUGCUAGUAACUGGGACUGGCAUGAGAAGUUUUAUACAAAUCACGUCAAUAUUGCUAGAAACGCGCUAGCGAUUGAAUAUCCUAACAGCAAAGCUGACAAACGAUUUAAUACCUACGAACCUCGUGCAAUUUAUGACAUAGUAUCUAACUUGUGUCAGAAAAAAGAAGCUCCCACAUCUGUGAUGUCAGCAGGCGAUUGUUGGGCUCCGAACUUUUUGGUCCGAGAUGUUGGACAGGGUCAAAAAGAAGCGUUGAUACUCGACUUUCAGCUCGCACGUUGUUCAAGUCCUGUGUGUGACAUGUCCUUCUUGAUUUACUCGUGCACCUCCAAACCAUUUCGUGAUCAGUAUUACGACGAUGUAUUGAAAAUCUAUCACACUGAAUUAAGCAGUGCCAUUAAAUCUCUUGGAUCGGAUCCAGAGAAAGUUUAUCCGUGGGAUUUAUUUAAGAAAGAAGUGAAGGAUCAUUUUAUCUUUGGAUUGGCAUUCUCGCUUGAGGCUGUUCCGUUCUGUCUAAUGGAUCCGUCCGAGUCGUUCGAUCUAGAUCUUAUUAAAGGCGAAGAAGCGAUAAAUAUUGCUGACGUGUGGGCAGUAGACAAUAUCAAAACGUCAAGUGGAAGACAGAGAUUAGCAGAUAUAAUAGUCCAUGCUGUCGAAAAUGGAUAUAUGUGACGAUAUAUGUUAAAUUAUGAUCACAAUGUUUAAACAGUUUAUAUAUAGAGAAUUAUAUAUAUUAUAUAUAUGUA
Pseudomyrmex gracilis is the source of this 1707-nucleotide messenger RNA. RefSeq lists its product as uncharacterized. The coding region runs from base 350 to 1633 and encodes 427 amino acids. The transcript is spliced from 6 exons. The record is from RefSeq and is a predicted model, not a curated record. NCBI's taxonomy places the organism in Eukaryota, Metazoa, Arthropoda, Insecta, Hymenoptera, Formicidae.